CCUUCAGUGCCUGAGGGGAUGCUCCUGCCACCCAGGGAAGUGCCUGCAGACUGUCCUUGCCCACCUGGCUGCACUUGCCCCUGUAUGCCAACCCAGUGGGGACAGGUUCUGGGGUACCUGGACAGAUGCCGCUACCUCUAGCCGUGGCUGGAUGGUGUUAUGCAGCCAAACACAGCUCGUGCUGCUCUCAGUAAGCCCAGGGCCUGAGAUCAUCGCAGUGGGGAGUGGGCACAGGGUGCACUCCAGACCCUCCCUCCUCCAAGCAGAGCUGAAAUGGGAGGGACCCCCUGAGACAGCCCUUGCCCUGCUAGGUCUUUAGCUCAGAUUACUGCUGUGGCCAGGCCCAGGAUUUCCAGUCCUGUGACUCUGAGUCCUGACAUCCUGUGGGAGGGGCUCUGGACACACUCCAUCCAGGGAUCCCUUCCUGCCGCCUGGGCAGCAACCAUGGGGACAAAGGGAGGAAGCAGAGUCCUGUUUCCUUGCCACUUGUCCAAGGCACUUCCCAUCCCAACAGUGGCCCCACCCAGCCCAGGAUUCUGGGUUGUGGUCUCGAGUACACUCCUGGUUAUUUUUGGGACUGGGGAUGACACCAGGACAUGUGACUGGUGGAUGGAACCAGCCUGGGAACAUCACAGCUGGGGCAGUGCCUAGGGCUCCCCCUUCCCAGGCAGACACGGAGAAUGGGGCCGAGGGAGGGCCCUUCCCUAGCCGCUGCAGCAACUCCAGUGAGCUGUUCUGGGCAAAGUGCGGCCCAGCCAGCAGCCUCAGCCCUGUGGUGCCGGGGGCCGUGACGGGACACAGGAAGGGGACACAGGAAGAGGCCAUGCUCUCCCUCGGGACCUGCUGUUCCAUGUGUCCCAAGCCCUCCGGCUUUCCAGACGGCCCCUCAGGAAACCACCUUUCCGGGGCCUCUGCUCCCUUGGACAGCCUCUCCACGUCCAGCUUCCCGUCUGUCAAGUCCAUCUCUAACUCAGGCCAGGCCAGGCCCCAGCCCGGCUCCUUCAACAAGCAAGAUUCGAAAGCUGACGCCCCCCAGAAGGCAGACCUGGAAGAGGAGCCCCUACUUCACAACAGCAAGCUAGACAAGGUUCCUGGGGUGCAGGGGCAGGCCAGAAAGGAGAAAGCAGAGGCCUCUACCGCAGGCGCGGCCUGUAUGGGGAGCAGCCAGCACCAGGGCAGGCAGAUGAUGGGGGCGGGGGCACACCCCCCAAUGAGCCUGCCCCUUCACCUGCGAAAACCCACCACACUGAAGCAGUGCGAAGUGCUCAUCCGCGAACUGUGGAACACCAACCUCCUGCAGACCCAGGAGCUGCAGCACCUCAGGUCCCUCCUGGAAAGGAGCCAGAGGCCCCAGGCGGCCCCAGAGGAGGCUGGGUCCAGCUCUCCCAGGGACCAGGAAGCCAUGCAUUUUCCUAAGGUCUCCACUAAGGGCCUCUCGAAGAAAUGGGAUGCCCACAGUGACAGUCCCUGUACCCGCCCCCAGCCUGCUUCUGAGCCCCCCUGUGGCGCAGCGUGCCGUCCUGCCUGCCCUGAAGCAGACCCCGAAGAACAACUUUGCCGAGAGGCAGAAGAGGCUGAAAGCAAUGCAGACACGGCGCCUGCGCCGCUCAGUGCUUUGAGCCUCCCACAUCUGGUCAGUGCCAGGCCCACCGACCUGCAGCUGGAGACUGGUUCUCUAUAGCAUUUCCUGGUACUUCACUACUUUUAGGCCUGGCUGAAUUCCAAGAUAGAUGACACUUAAAAUAGAUAAAGUACUUGAUCUCUAAACUAACCAUUUAUUUUCUGUUAUUUUGCUAUUUAGCAUUUACAUAAAAAGCACAUGAUGAAGUAGGUAUCGCUUUACCUGUUGAAACUGAAAAUAAAGCUUCUUUACUUCCAAGUUGUA
Molecule: messenger RNA, 1885 nt
Organism: Chlorocebus sabaeus (green monkey)
Lineage: Eukaryota; Metazoa; Chordata; Mammalia; Primates; Cercopithecidae
Source: RefSeq, a predicted model, not a curated record